Micropterus salmoides (largemouth bass) is the source of this 1848-nucleotide messenger RNA. RefSeq names its product protein TsetseEP-like. The record is from RefSeq and is a predicted model, not a curated record. The coding region runs from base 130 to 1248 and encodes 372 amino acids. Lineage: Eukaryota; Metazoa; Chordata; Actinopteri; Centrarchiformes; Centrarchidae. The transcript is spliced from 4 exons.
GGGAUGAGAGCAGCUCAGUGUGUGUGUGACUGCAGCCUGAUAAACACACACACACGUGCGUGCGCACGCUCCUGAAAACACACUUUAAAAUUCUAACAUUGAAUUAAAAGUGAAAUUAAGUCCUCCAUCAUGGAUCUGGACCCGACCGUCAUCAUCCCCGCGAUCCUUUUCACCGUCGUUGCCAUUUAUUUCGCUUCGUCACUCCUGAGCAAGAAGGCCGACUCCGCCGCCGCCUCUGCCGGGAAGAAGAAGCCCAAAGUCGGCUACGGAGACGACGUCCCCCCGUCCAGAGCUCUGGGAGUCCCGCGAACAGAGACUCCUGCUCCGGCUGUGGAGGUCGUCCCGGUCGCCGAGAAGAUCCAGGACUCACAGGUUCAGGCUGUUCCAGAACCCGCGUCAGCACCAGAAGCUGUCCCUGAACCAGUAAAAGUACCAGAACCUGUGUCGGCACCAGAGCCUGUCCCUGAACCAGUGAAAGAACCAGAACCCGUGUCGGCACCAGAACCUGUCCCUGAACCAGUAAAAGUACCAGAACCCGUGUCGGAACCAGAACCUGUCCCUGAACCAGUGAAAGAAUCAGAACCCGUAUCAGCACCACAAUCUGCUCCUGAACCAGUAAAAGUACCAGACCCAGUCACAGUAUCAGAGAUUUUACCAGAACCAAAACAUGUUCCAGAAGUAGCUACAGCACCAGAACCUAUCCCAAAGCCAGAACCUGUACCAAAGCCAGAAUCAGUACCUGAACCUAUCCCAGAGCCAGUUUCAGCACCUGAACCUGUCCCAGAACCAGCUGCGGUUCCAGAACCAGCAUCAGUACCCGAACCUGUCCCAGAACCUGUUGCAGUGCCUGAUCCAGAGCCUGAACCGGUAUCUGAAGCGAUCCAGCAGCUUGCAGCUGAACCUGAACCCGAGCAGUCCUCACCUGAGAUAAUCCCUGCAACCACAGAAGACCACCUGCCGACCCCUGAACCCGUCGUGGAAGCACCUACUGAGCCUGAACCAGAACCUGAACCAGAGACCGUCCUGAACAAUGAUGUGGCUGCAGCCGAAGAUAAAGUGACGUUCACUCCGGGGAAGAAACAGAGCAAGUUCGAGACGCUGAUGACCAAGGAGGAGAUCGAGGAGGAGCAGAGGGUGCAACAGGAGCAGCUGGCGGCUAUCUUCCUGUUGCUAAGGGCGAACCAGGAGGUGCUCGGGGAGGUGACGGAGGGCGACAUGGAGGAGCAGCUGAAGCUCUACUCCCUGUGAGACGCCGCCGUACCGGCUGAACACUAAAUCACAAAACCGGAAUGUAAAAUAUUGUAGAUUUACGUUUUGUUUUUGUUUUUUCUUUACCUUUAUUUAACCAGAAAGAACCUCACUGAGAUAACAAAUCAGGUGAAACACCUGCAGUGUUAUUAUUUAUUUAGUACAAAUGAGGAACCAAUAAAAUUACGUGUGAGGGGAAAAAGGCCAGAGCUAUUACACUGGAAUUAAUUUUACUGCUAAAAUGCUGACUACUGAUUUAUUUAUAGACAGUUACAGUAUAACAGUUAUAUUCUUACUGUUUAACGUGAAAUGCUUGUUAUUAUUAAAAUGACAUAAGCUGCAGAACUUGAGGCUAAGCCUUGGAGGAACAUCAGACCAGCCUACACUGGAGUUAAACGGUGCUACGACGGCGGAGAAGAUGUGGGUUAGUUGAGUCACACCAGAGUGAUUUUGAUUUUUUUGUUCUUGUAAGUUUCACACUUUCAUCUAGGAUUUUUGUUUUCUCGGUUUAUUAACCCAUCACCCUGGCAGUGAACAGUUAGGAGAAUUUAAUUCUAGCCUGCAGAGGGGCUCCAUCUCAGAAACUGUCCCUUUAAUUAA